GAUGCGACUGGGACCUCCUGAAUCUUCGCUCCAGGAAGGUUUCAGUAACAUUUUUUUUUUUUUUCAAAUAAAAAAAAAAUCAUAUUUCCAAUGUUUGGAUCUAUUUAGCAGUCUGUGCAGCGUUUUAAACCUAGAGCGCACUUGUGUCUGCCUCAACGAUGUUCUCCUUUGGGAAAUACUGCGUGCUUUUCCUCUUGCUUAAAAGUAUCCUGUCGGACUCCGGAUCCUCAAAUCAAGUGGUUUUGUUGGAUACCACUACAGUGCUUGGAGAACUGGACUGGAAGACCUAUCCUGUCAAUGGGUGGGAUGCCAUCACAGAGAUGGAUGAGCAAAACAGACCUAUUCACACCUUUCAGGUUUGUCACGUAAUGGAGCCAAACCAGAACAACUGGCUGCGAUCUGGAUGGAUCCAACGGCAAUUUGCACAGCGGGUAUAUGUAGAGCUGCGGUUCACUCUGCGAGACUGCAACUCCAUCCCUUGGGUGUCUGGCACCUGUAAAGAAACCUUCAACCUCUUUUACCUACAGACAAACGAACCUCUUUCUGCAGGAACACGGUUUCGGCCCACAGACUACGCCAAGGUGGACACCAUAGCUGCAGAUGAAAGUUUCACACAGACAGAUCUGGGAGAUCGUGUUCUUCGCCUCAAUACUGAGGUUAGAGAGGUGGGGCCAGUGACGCAGAAGGGCUUCUACUUGGCCUUUCAAGAUGUGGGAGCUUGUAUUGCCCUUGUCUCUGUCAAGGUGUUUUACAAACGUUGCCCAUCGACUCUAAGGAACCUGGCUGCCUUUCCUGACACGGUGCCGCACAUGGACUCGUCCUCUCUGGUGGAAGUGAGGGGUUCAUGCGUGGAGAAUGCAGAGGAGAGGGACACACCCAAACUGUACUGUGGUGCUGAUGGAGACUGGCUGGUACCACUUGGGCACUGCGUCUGCAGCACCGGUCACGAAGAGAUGGAUGGCCACUGCCGAGCCUGUAAGCCUGGCUUCUUCAAGGCAUAUGCUGGGAACACAAAAUGCUCCAAGUGUCCUCUGCAGAGCUCCAGUCACGACCAGGCCGCCACCAUCUGUCACUGCGAUAAAGGCUUCUAUAGAGCCAUCAAAGACCCCUCCACGAUGGCUUGCACAAGGCCUCCUUCAGCUCCCAGGAACUUGGUUUCACUGAUCAAUGACACAGCUCUUUUCUUGCGAUGGAUGGCUCCUAGUGAUACAGGUGGCAGGAACGACAUCACUUACAACAUCCUUUGUCAGCGCUGUGAUGGAGGGGACGGCAGCGAGACUCAGUGUGAACCGUGUGAGCCGGACCUGCGGUUCAUCCCACGGCCACUUGGUAUAGCCGGUACCUCAGUGGCAAUAUUAGAUUUUGCAGUGCAGGCUAACUACACCUUCCACGUGGAGGCUGUGAAUGGCGUCUCCGAGCUGGGGGUGGCAGCUCGCUCGCUGGCAAAUGUCACCGUCAACACACGGCAAGCCGGUCCUGCCCUUGUGGGUGCAGUCAGGAAGGACUGGGCCUCUCACAACAGCAUCGCCCUCUCCUGGUCACAAGUGGAACAGCCGCCUUCGGACAUCGUGGACUAUGAAAUCAAAUAUUAUGAAAAGGAGCAAGAGCAGCUGAGGUACUCAUCAACACGGACCAAAGCCCCCAGCGUGGUGGUAACAGGCCUCCGACCCUCAACCGUUUACGUCUUUCAUGUACGCGCACGCAUGGCUACUGGCUUCACAGCUUACAGCCCCAAGUUUGAGUUUGCAACUGCAGCUGAAGAUCCUGAGAUCGCCGAUCAGGGUCAGGUCCUGGUGGUCGUCACGGCUUCUGUAGGCGGCUUCUCCCUGCUGGUCAUCCUCACCCUCUUCCUCCUCAUCACUGGCAGGUGUCAGGGGUACAUAAAAGCCAGGAUGAAGUCAGACGACAAUAGGACUCGUUUUCACAGUGGACACGUCCCGUUCUCUGGGAUAAAGACUUAUGUGGAUCCAGACACAUAUGAAGACCCCACUCAGGCUGUGGAGGAAUUUGCCAAAGAGAUAGACCCUUCAUAUAUAUGCAUAGAUCGGGUCAUUGGCACUGGUGAGUUUGGAGAAGUCUGUAGUGGUCGUUUACGCAUACCUGGAAGGAAAGAUGUUGCAGUGGCAAUAAAGACACUUAAAGGUGGCUAUAUGGAGCCACAAAGACGCGAGUUUUUACGUGAGGCCUCGAUCAUCGGGCAGUUCCACAACUCAAACAUCAUCAGGCUGGAGGGAGUGGUAACCAGGAGCAGACCAGUGAUGAUUGUGGUGGAGUACAUGGAAAACGGAGCACUUGACACUUUCCUCCGGACACGGGAUGGUCAGUUCACAGUGCUCCAGCUGGUUGGCAUGCUGCGCGGCAUUGCAGUCGGAAUGAACUACCUUUCCGAUAUGGGUUAUGUUCACAGAGACCUGGCUGCUCGCAACAUCUUGGUGGAUGAAAACCUUGUGUGUAAAGUGUCUGAUUUCAGCAUGUCCAGAGUACUUGAGGAUGACUCUGACGCGGCAUAUACGUCUACAGGAGGAAAGAUACCAAUACGCUGGACAGCACCAGAGGCUAUUGCUUAUGGAAAGUUUUCCUCAGCUAGUGAUGUAUGGAGCUAUGGCAUUGUCAUGUGGGAAGUGAUGUCUUAUGGUGAGAGGCCCUACUGGGAAAUGUCCAAUCAAGAUGUCAUUUUAUCAAUAGAAGAAGGCUACCGUCUUCCAGCACCAAUCGGCUGUCCUGUAACUCUGCACCAGUUGAUGUUGCACUGCUGGCAAAAGGAAUCCAGCCAGCGUCCAUGCUUCAGUGACAUACUCACUUUCCUUGAUAAACUCAUAAUCAAUCCCAGCAGUCUGCUGACGCUGGUCAAUGAUUCUCUGAGUUUUCCUGACUCUCCAGAGGACAUGCCAGACUAUCCUCUUUUCAUCUCUAUCGGAGACUGGCUUGACUCCAUCAAGAUGAGCCAGUACAAAAACAACUUCCUCGCUGCAGGAUACACAACACUGGACUCUAUUUCAACCAUGAGUAUAGAGGAUGUCAAACGCAUUGGGGUCUGCUUGAUCGGCCACCAGAGGAGAAUCAUAAGCAGCAUUCAGUCUCUUCGCCUGCAGCUUCAUCACAUCCAGCAAAGCGGUUUUCAAGUGUGACACCACUGAACAAAUUCAGACUGUGUUUCCACACUGAGCCGGAGCUCCUUGGCAUCGUCAUCCAACUAAUUGCACAGACAGCAGACUGUUAGGUGUAUCUGGUAGCAACGGCUGCUCACGUGAAAGAGGUCCGCUACUUGAACCCAUGCUGUCUCGUUAACUCACGCUCAUCAUCUUGAGGAUCAUCUUAUGGACAGCUUCCACAACAACCAACCUCUGUCAGCAUUGGCCAAAAGUGGCCUCUUUAUUAUAUCAGCAAGUACUAGCAUUGACUUGAAUUUAGGAUUUCUUCUCUCUCGUGUCAAUUCAAGUGUUCACCAAUACCUCUUCUCUUUCCAAGUGACAAUCCAACGGUUUCUGUAGACUUUGAAUGGUCUCAAGUCUGUUACCUCAUGAACAGGGAAGACAAAGAGAGGAUAUAUCAUGUGGUGAUACAUGACAGAGUAUGUGGCUUUAAGAUUUCCAGCUGGUUAGUUUGUGGAAUAAUUCCAGAAAGAUUAAUGACAGAAUGGUAAAUAGAAUUGUGUUUUUUUGAACUGAAGACCGCUGAAUGUCAAAAGAUUUUAGAGAAAUGUAUGUUGUCUCCUCAUAAUAAUGCAGUAUGUCUUGUUCAAAAAAGUCUUGUGAAGGUUGUAUGUUUGAUUCA
Cololabis saira (Pacific saury) is the source of this 3774-nucleotide messenger RNA. RefSeq names its product ephrin type-A receptor 6-like. The transcript is spliced from 20 exons. The coding region runs from base 159 to 3128 and encodes 989 amino acids. NCBI's taxonomy places the organism in Eukaryota, Metazoa, Chordata, Actinopteri, Beloniformes, Belonidae. The record is from RefSeq and is a predicted model, not a curated record. Gene Ontology annotation, biological process: axon guidance; cell surface receptor protein tyrosine kinase signaling pathway; protein phosphorylation. Gene Ontology annotation, cellular component: neuron projection; plasma membrane. Gene Ontology annotation, molecular function: ATP binding; protein binding; transmembrane-ephrin receptor activity.